Molecule: messenger RNA, 1718 nt
Organism: Megalobrama amblycephala (Wuchang bream)
Lineage: Eukaryota; Metazoa; Chordata; Actinopteri; Cypriniformes; Xenocyprididae
Product: inhibitor of growth protein 1-like
Biological process (GO): positive regulation of DNA-templated transcription
Cellular component (GO): nucleus
Source: RefSeq, a predicted model, not a curated record
AUUGGCAAGAUACACAUCAAUCGAAAAUGACUAGUCGUUCACAACAUACCGCAUAAUGUAACACAAGGCAUCUAGUAUUUGGGUAAAGAAAGGUUUCAGUUCUCUUAUGUGCGCGACCCUUGCUGAGUUCAGUUGUACAACCAGAAGACGUUUUAAUGUUCUUUUCAGUCGUUUUUAGUGGAUCCUGAAAUCCACUCUAAAGUGGGAGGAGUCAGGUCAAAUUAAAAUCCCAAAUGGGGGUGACCUCACAACUGUGAAAUGCAUAGAAAAGGAAUUCAAUAAGCGGCAGCCCAUACAGCACAUAUACGUUACACGGGGAGUCUUUUGCCAUACUGACGCAUGCGCAUGUGAUUUACUCAUCCCAAGUACUUGUUUGAAACUACACGGAGAAUCUCCACGUUGGAGUCAAGUAUGAAUGUUAUGCACGGUGAUAUAUCCGUUGUUUGUUUUAACUAACAGGGGUGGUCUAAACAGUUUGCCAAGAGGGGUAUAUUUUUGACCGUUCAGAUGCCUUUUGUUUUGGGCCAUUUAAGGAUUUCCCCCCACAAAUUUAAAGUACAAAGUCGUAGUUAAAAUGCUGAAUAUUGCCAGCUGGGACCCACUACACAACUAUGUGGGAGAGUACUUGGACUUGGUUGAGUCUUUGCCUUUCGACCUACAAAGAAACGUGUCUCUUAUAAGAGAAAUGGACUUCAAAUACCAAGAGCUCCUCAAAGAGUUAGAUGAGGCCUAUGAGAAACAUGGCCUGGAAGAAGACCCUAUCCAGCAAAGGCGUUUGCUGCACUUUAUCCAAAGAGCCCUUAUCCGAAGUCAGGAGCUGGGCGAUGAGAAGAUCCAACUCGCUAGUCAGAUAGUGGAGAUGGUGGAGAAUCGUAUCCGGCAAGUGGAGAAUCUUUCUGAGCUUCUGGAAGCCCGACAUGAAUCCCAUGAAAGUGUGACAGCUACUACCACAUCUUCCAAACAAAGAGAGGAAUCCCUUGGUUCCAUAGAUAGGCUUUCUGGGGCUAACAAACGCUCCAGACGUCAGAAAAACAAUAAUGAAAUUCAGGAGAACAUUGCCACAGUUCACCAUGAUGAAGGGAUCACUGAUGGCAUUGCCAGGGAGAAGCGGAACAAAACCUCAAAGAAGAAAAAACGGUCCAAAGCCAAAGCUGACAGAGAGCCUUCACCUACAGCUUUACCUAUUGAUCCGAAUGAGCCUACUUACUGCUUGUGUGAGCAGGUGUCAUUUGGAGAGAUGAUUGGUUGUGAUAAUGAUGAAUGUCCAAUUGAAUGGUUCCAUUUUUCAUGUGUUGGGCUUAAUCACAAACCCAAAGGAAAGUGGUACUGUCCAAAAUGUAGGGGAGACACAGAGAAAACCAUGGACAAGGCCUUGGAAAAAGCAAAAAAGGAGAGGCUAUAUAAUAGGUAACCCAUAAUGGCUGACCUCAUAAUAACUGAUCAUAUUUAUACUUUUUCUGUUUCAUCUGGAGACACCUAUCAGAUGAUCGCUUAGGAAGUAUCGUCCAAGUGGUUGAAAUCCUUUUUUUUUUUUUUUUUCCAAAAAGCAUUUAAGUAAAAUAUAGAUUUUUCAUUUGAAAACUGAAUAAGUCUAGUCAUGUGGUAGGUUGUAUUGGUUUUGUGAAUAACCACUCUUUGUUACUCGCAUGCAGCAUGUGGCUAAUGUAUGAGAAGAGAGUUAUAAAAAGCUUUCACAUACAAUAAACAUCUUUGAAUAA